Molecule: messenger RNA, 822 nt
Organism: Trichoderma aggressivum f. europaeum
Lineage: Eukaryota; Fungi; Ascomycota; Sordariomycetes; Hypocreales; Hypocreaceae
Product: transcriptional regulator family: Histone-like TF
Exons: 4
Coding region: 1-822 (273 amino acids)
Biological process (GO): DNA damage response; heterochromatin formation; leading strand elongation
Cellular component (GO): epsilon DNA polymerase complex; CHRAC
Molecular function (GO): chromatin DNA binding; protein heterodimerization activity
Source: RefSeq, a predicted model, not a curated record
AUGCCUCCUCGCAAAUCCGACGUUCGGCCAGCAACUCCUGUCGCUGCUGAGGAGGCAUCUCCUCCAGCAAAAGCAGCUCCUCAGGCACAGGACAAGCAGGAUAAGAAGGACAAGGAUAAAGACAAGGGCAAAGGGGAAGACCCAGUAACCAUAGAGGACUUGAAUCUUCCCAAAUCCAUCAUCACAAGAUUGGCAAAGGGGAUUCUGCCCCCGAAUACGCAGAUUCAAGGCAACGCGAUCCUGGCGCUGAGCAAGAGCGCCACCGUCUUUAUUAGCUAUCUAGCUUCACACGCCAACGAAAACACCGUUGCUGCAGGCAAAAAGACCAUUCUCCCAGCAGAUGUCUUUAAAGCAUUGGACGACACUGAGUUUUCCUUUUUGAAAGAGCCUCUCGAGGCUGAAUUUGCCAAAUUCAACGCCAUACAAACCGAAAAACGCACCUCUUACCGCCAAAAAGUCCGCGCCUCCAAGCACGGCGGCGACGACACCGACAUGGCCGACACAACCAUUGCCUCGGAAGCCUCCGGCUCGUCCGGCCCGCGUGCUAAAAAGGCCCGCGUCGACCCUUCCGCCGGCGACGACGAGGAAGUCGAUGCCAUUGUCAACGAGGACGAUGAAAUCAACGACGACGAUGAGGAUGACGAGAAUGAGGGUGACGAAGAUGCUCAGGAUGAGGAAGAUGAGGAAGAGGUUGCUGAUGAAGACGAUGCGGAAGAUGGCGGAGAGGGCGAGGCUAGUGGUGAUGAGACGCAGGAUGCGCUGGAGGAGAGGAGGAGUAGAGAGGAGGCGGAUGAGGCCUUGGAAGGUGAUGAGAGCGAUUAA